Cavia porcellus (domestic guinea pig) is the source of this 951-nucleotide messenger RNA. RefSeq names its product olfactory receptor 2AG2-like. The coding region runs from base 1 to 951 and encodes 316 amino acids. NCBI's taxonomy places the organism in Eukaryota, Metazoa, Chordata, Mammalia, Rodentia, Caviidae. The record is from RefSeq and is a predicted model, not a curated record. Gene Ontology annotation, biological process: detection of chemical stimulus involved in sensory perception of smell; G protein-coupled receptor signaling pathway. Gene Ontology annotation, molecular function: G protein-coupled receptor activity; olfactory receptor activity. The transcript has a single exon. Gene Ontology annotation, cellular component: plasma membrane.
AUGGAGCUCUGGAACUCCACCUUAGGAAGUGGCUUCAUCUUGGUGGGGAUCCUGAAUGACAGUGGGUCUCCUGAACUACUUGGUGCCACAUUCACAACCCUGUACUUGCUGGCCCUGAUCAGCAAUGGCCUACUGCUCCUGGUCAUCACAGUUGAUGUCUGGCUUCACGUGCCCAUGUACCUCCUGCUGGGGCAGCUCUCUCUCAUGGACCUCCUGUUCACAUCGGUUGUCACUCCCAAGGCCCUCAUGGAUUUUCUGAAGAGAGAAAACACCAUCUCCUUUGGAGGCUGUGCCCUUCAGAUGUUUCUGGCACUGACACUGGGUGGUGCCGAGGACCUCCUACUGGCCUUCAUGGCCUAUGACAGGUAUGUGGCCAUUUGUCAUCCUCUCAACUACAUGGUCUUCAUGAGGCCUACAGUCUGCUGGUUCAUGGUAGCCUUAUCCUGGAUUCUGUCAUCCCUGAGUGCUCUAGGACAUACAGUGUACACCAUGCACUACCCCUUCUGCCAAUCCCGGAAGAUUAGACACCUGCUGUGUGAGAUUUUACCCUUGCUGAAGCUGGCCUGUGCAGACACCACCAGAUAUGAGCUCAUGGUUUAUGCGAUGGGCGUGUCCUUCCUGAUUCUCCCUCUUGUGGCCAUUGUUGCCUCCUACACAUUAAUUCUGUUCACUGUGCUCCACAUGCCCUCAAAAAAGGGCAGAAAGAAAGCCCUUGUCACCUGCUCCUCCCACCUGACUGUGGUAGGGAUGUUUUAUGGGGCAGCUACACUCAUGUAUGUCCUACCCAGUUCCUUCCACAAUCCCAAACAGGACAACAUCACUUCAGCUUUCUACACAAUUGUCACCCCAGCUUUGAACCCCCUCAUUUACAGCCUAAGGAAUAAAGAGGUCCUGGGGUCCUUGAAGAGGGUCAUGGGAAAAUACUUGAUGCGAACACACUCUACCUUCUAG